AAAGCUUAACUGAGGCAGUGGUCUUAAACCUUUAUAAAUAUGCUGUUUUUAAGUAAACGAAUACUUGUCAGUUUCCAAUAAAAGACGCCUAAAUGAAUUUUGUAUGUUACUUUUAUAACGUAUGUACCUAUAUACAAUACCGGCCAAUAAUAUAUCACCUUCGUGUUUUUACGGUAUAACUUUGUUUUAAAAUAAAUGAUAUUUGGUUUUUUUAAAGCACAUUUGCCAUAAAUAUAUAACAAAAAACUUCUUCUUAAAAUCCUCACAAAAGUCUUGUAAUAAAUAUUAAUAAAAACCAGUGGUAAAAUUUCUCAGACUUUCCAAACAUUUUAAAUCGUCUAUUUUCAAAUAAUUUGCUCCGUUAUUUAUAUAAAUACCUAGCUGAGGAUGGUCCAUAUUAUCUCGGAAAUAAAGCCAAGCGAUUUGUCACUUUCAAAAAUGUUAUAAGAAUUGUUGACGAUCCCUGCAUAGUCGCCACCAAUGUUAGUAUAAAAGAGGUUUUUUGUCAAAACAUCUCCAUUGAGUUUUGAGCGACACUCAACUAUUUCGCCAUGCUUCUCAGAAGUAUAAUUUUGUUGAUAACGUUCACGCAGAUAUACGGUGGGGAAGGCUGGAGAAAGCCUGGCUGCCAUAAAAUGGGCCACACGCGGGAAGUCAACAUACCCGACUGCGUCGGCUUCAAAAUCACGACCAACGCCUGCCGCGGCUACUGCGAGUCCUGGUCGCUGCCAAGCAUCAUGCUCGGUUUUAAACGUCAUCCGGUCACUUCGCUGGGGCAGUGCUGCAACAUCAUGGAGUCUGAAGACACUCAUGUCAAGGUGCAAUGUAUUGAUGGGGAACGGAAUUUGACGUUCAAGUCAGCAGUAUCCUGCGCAUGCUACCACUGUCAGAAGGAAUAGAAUGUCUGUGACAUCCCACCCACAGACAUGUAUCUAAGUAGACUUACUUCGUACCGCAGGAUUGUAUCGAUAAGCAACAGUGAGGCGUGUUAAGAUUUUAAAUGAUGGUAUUGAUUUGAUAUAUAUUGCUGGGACUCACUGAAAUUAAAUAUCAAUUUCAAAUCAAUAACUUAAAAUCUGGAUACAACUUUAUUGUUGUGAUGGAAGAGUUAAGGGUUCUCAAAGUAGUUCAUUGUUAUCGAUAGAUUUAGCGAUUUUUAUGUCAAUUAAAAUAUCAAAAUAAUCUGUUCUCCAAAAUUCUAAAAAUAAAACAGAUCUAGUUGUUGCUUUUUAAAGUUGGAGUACCUAUCUAUACUUAUAUGUAUUUAUUCUUAUAGAAGUAAGUGCAACUGUGAGGUCUCCUUAGAUGUAUGUCUGUGAUUAUAUUACAUUAAGUAAUUAAUUUCCAAUCUGGGGAAAUAAAAUAUCUUAGUGAAAUUAAACAAUGAAUUGUUUGUCUUAAGUGAAAUGUUACGUAAUUUAAUAUAACUUGCGAUGUAGAAAUUAAGACAAAAUUAGUAGGUACCUGAAGGAGAAUCUUCUUUGUAAACUUUAAAAUAAAUGUGAUUGGUUAAAAAUAAACAUAUCGAGUGAGAGAAAGCCCGUUUUAUUCAAAUAAUAUAAAAACAUCACCACAACAUCACCUUUACCACCCUACGCGUACCUACAUACAGCUAUACGCAUAUUUUUGUUAAUUGAUCUCUAAGUGACUCUUUCUAAGAACUUUAAGUGUUGCCUAUAUAAUGUACAUUGGAUAUCUGCAGCUACUUAACGAAGUACCUACUAAGUACCCACGUUCCAACGUGCAAAAUCUAUUUAAGGUAUUCAUUACUGGUACUCUACAGCCAAGAGAAAAUGUUCAGCAAGAACAGAGAGUUCAGGUAGAGCACCUGGAAUCAAAUGAUGGAGAUCAUGAUGCUCAUACUGAAAUAUCUGAUGGUGAAUAAAACUGGGCUUCGUCUGAAGAGAG
This is a messenger RNA of Cydia pomonella (codling moth), 1908 nucleotides long. RefSeq names its product thyrostimulin alpha-2 subunit (gene Gpa2). Lineage: Eukaryota; Metazoa; Arthropoda; Insecta; Lepidoptera; Tortricidae. The transcript is spliced from 3 exons. Bases 552 to 899 code for a protein of 115 amino acids. The record is from RefSeq and is a predicted model, not a curated record. Gene Ontology annotation, molecular function: hormone receptor binding. Gene Ontology annotation, biological process: cell surface receptor signaling pathway.